Adelges cooleyi (spruce gall adelgid) is the source of this 1644-nucleotide messenger RNA. Its product is annotated as dynein regulatory complex subunit 7-like. NCBI's taxonomy places the organism in Eukaryota, Metazoa, Arthropoda, Insecta, Hemiptera, Adelgidae. Bases 1 to 1644 code for a protein of 547 amino acids. The transcript has 9 exons. The record is from RefSeq and is a predicted model, not a curated record. Gene Ontology annotation, cellular component: motile cilium. Gene Ontology annotation, biological process: cell motility.
AUGGAUGUAGAGUCUUUAGAUUGGAUUCUGGAAGACGUGGAGUCCCAGUAUCCAUCUGCGUUUAACGAUGAACAACUAGAGGACAAUGACAUUGACUACGAUUACAAAAAUGACGAAGACGCUCAAUCUGAUUCGUGUGCCAGCUACGAGGUUAUUACAGUGUUUGAUGAAAACCUGCAAGCACAAGUGGGCGAGCUUGUAGCCAACGAGGAGUACCACGAAGAAGAGAAUGCGACCUCACGGUUGUUACUACUGAGCGACUUGAAUGAAGACAUUGGUGACCGGUCGGCUGAAAAGCGGUACGUCGAUGCCUUAGAAGAAGCCAAGUUCAAAAUUGCCGAAGUCGAACUCGUAUGGCCGGAAGUCUUACAAAAAUGUUUGUUAAACCAGGAAAACAUUCCGGAUUUGUAUGUGAAGAACACGAAUAUGGAGAAACUUGUUCUUUUGUACGCGGAUAAUUUCAUUAAGCAGUUCGAUGCCAAGCACUCUCAUAGACGGCAACUGUUGUUGGUCCACGAAAACGAAUGCGGUUACCAGAAAUGCAUUUGCACUACCAUCAAACCGUCCAGAUUGGUCUACAGCGACUUGGACGAUCUUGACAGUUACAGCAUGUUCGUCGCCCAGCACAUAACAUACAAGCCGUUAGACAAUCCCGUCGUGGUGCCAAAACAAAUGAUAUCGCCGGCUAUGGUGUUGGAAAUACAAACGGGCAACUGCUUCGAAAUGGCCACGCUGUUGGCUUCGUUCUUGAUAGGCCGCGGGUACAACGCUUUUGUCGUGCAAGGUUAUGCCGAACAAGAAGAUCUCCACGAAGCUAAUAUUGCACAACUUGAAGAUGUGGACGAGGAAUACUCAGUAGACCCUCCAAUCGAUCUUUGCAGCGAAUACGUGACAACAUUGAUAGAAGAAGAAAGAAAAGCAUAUAACGUCGUUCAAGAAACAAAAGAGGAAAAUGAAAUGCACGUUUACGAUCCGUUACACGGGCGACGUGUACACUGUUGGGUAAUGAUUUUGCCGUUGAAAAUCAAAGACCAUUAUGUUAGCAGAGACACUUUCUUCAUCGAACCCAGCACGGGAGAACGCUUGGACGAGCCCACGCAUCUACGACGGCUACCGCUUAAGCAAGACAACACAAAUGAUGUUUACACGCAUUUGUUCAUGCCUAGCUCGUGGGUAAACAUUUUACAAGUCCCAAGACACAGAUACCUAAUGAAGUACCCGGCCGGUAAGAAAGUUGUCAUGUACUCAAACGCCAUCAAAGAAUGUUACGCUGACUAUGUGAUGCCAGAUGGACUGGUAAAAAGGACGACGUACUACGAGAAACAAGAUCGUGCAAAUAAAACGUUUGUCAAAGAAGUGUACAAACACAGAAUAGACCGGCUGGUACGAAUCGACAUAACGUAUACCACUGAAGAAACCGAGAACGUGGAGUACUUCAGUAGCGGCCGAGAGGAUUGCUUGAAAACACACAGAUUCUACUCCAACACGAUCAAUGUUGAAGAUAAACGUGUCAUUAGCUUUUAUGACACGACAAGGUUAGAUUCGUUGAUCGAGAUUCACAUGGACCCGCUGUUGGUUAUAGCGAGGUUUAAGGGCAGGUCAGUAUUGAGCAAAUCGGUUCCCGUUAUUGUAGGCACUGAUUGA